AUGUGGAAGAAAGUGAAUACUCUUGGAGAGGGAGGCUUCGCCACAGUGUAUCUUGCUGUACAUAAAGUUACCAGUGAGGCUCGAGCUUUUAAGGUCAUCAAGACGUCACCAGAGAGCACAAGAAUGAUCCAGAAUGAACUCUGCAUCAACAGUCUACUGGACCACCCUAAUGUGGUCAAGUAUUAUGGCCAUGAGGAAAACAAUGGAAAAGAAGUGCUGAUGUUGGAGUACUGUGGCAAAGGGGAACUUUGGAACUGGAUCGGUGACAAUGGCAUUUCUGAACAGCAGGCUCAAAUUUACUUCCAACAGCUGAUCACUGGAGUUGAAUACCUGCACAGUAUGGACAUUGUGCACCGCGACAUUAAGCCGAGCAAUCUGCUCUUAGACAGUUUUGAUCGGCUUAAGAUUUCUGACUUUGGAUUGUCUGCGAUAUUCGUCAACAAAGGAGAAGAACUGUGGCUGGGCAGGGUAUGCGGGACUGGGCCAUACAUGGCACCAGAGGUAUUCUCCGGGAGGACAUAUAAAGCUCCACCAGUUGACAUCUGGUCAUGUGGUGUAGUCCUUGCUGCCAUGAUGAUCGGAGGGGAACCCUGGGAAAAAGCCAAGAAUGGGUAUUAUCAGUACCGCAAAUUUAAGAACUCCAGAGACCGGGGGUCAUCAUGGAAGAGUUUGCCCUCUCAACUUCUUGAUCUGCUUUAUAAAAUGUUAGAAGAGAAUCCUAAAACAAGAAUUUCCAUCCCAGAGAUAAAGAGACACCCCUGGUUCCUGGGCAAGAUGACCAAAGGACUUAAGAGACGCCAGUCAGAGGAAUCUGGAGAGACAUCAGGACAGGCAGAGGCAGUUCGCAGUAAACAACCUCACUGCGAUCCAAGACCUGAAGGAUCCCCAGCGAUCAGCAUCGCCAAGGAUCUUUAG
Messenger RNA from Nanorana parkeri, 915 nucleotides. Its product is annotated as serine/threonine-protein kinase Chk1-like. Gene Ontology annotation, biological process: mitotic G2 DNA damage checkpoint signaling; protein phosphorylation. Gene Ontology annotation, cellular component: nucleus; cytoplasm; site of double-strand break. The record is from RefSeq and is a predicted model, not a curated record. The coding region runs from base 1 to 915 and encodes 304 amino acids. NCBI's taxonomy places the organism in Eukaryota, Metazoa, Chordata, Amphibia, Anura, Dicroglossidae. The transcript has 7 exons. Gene Ontology annotation, molecular function: protein kinase activity; ATP binding.